AUCAGUAUAGUUUUAACAAGAACUUCAAAGACAAAAUCAUCAAUUUAAAAAUCCCGACUGUCUAAAUAAAAUGAUUUUUUUUAACAGCUGACAUGUAUAUGUGUUGUAACUUAAAUGUAUAGAAAACCAGAUCUUGUCCUCAUUCUUCCUCCAUACGACGCAUUUCCUUUCCCGUAGUGAACAAUGACUGUGUUUUGAUGUUGUGACUGUUUGAUAUAAUGAACAACACAUUUCCGAUUUGGACGAGUCACUUGAAAUUCAUCUUGUUUACACUUUAGAUUAAUUAAUAACAAAAUGUCUGUCUUAUUUUGCCUCGAAAAAACUUUGGUUCGGAGAGUUAUUGUGAUACUUACAGUUGCUUACAGCGUACGACCACAAGAAAAAGAUGGAGACAUGAGUUUAUGGAUAAACAGAUGUACACUUAAAGUCAAUUGGACAAUUCAAACCAAUCCAGAUGGAUGUUUUCCGAGUUUAUACAGUGUUCGACUUUUAAAGAACAAUCAAGAAAUCACAACGAGUGGCACCACGCUUACCAGUUAUUCGUUUGAAGGAACUGACUCAGAGUCGACAUACCGGGUCAUAGUUUCGCCAAUUCUGGAAUGUAACAACGGUUCUAGACCCCGUGGAAAUAGCUUGGACCACAGUAUUUCAGCUAUCCCGAGAAGUCAACAAACCUUUAUAACCAAAUAUAUUUCUGACGACUUCACUUUACAAUGUCCACUAAAUGGGUCUUACACACCAUUCAGUGUGGAGUGGGAGCACAAAAUAGGGAUCGAUUCAACAAUAGUUAGAAAAUUUACUACCCCGGAAAUCACUCUUAAAGACGUAUCGUACAAGGACUCGGGAAAAUAUGUCUGCACUGUUGGAUUUUAUUCCUGUGGAGGGUCAGGACUUCAAAUGAAGCUUACAAGUUCGGUCAGUUUGAACUUAAACGGUAAAAAAGGUGUUUUAUAGCCAUUUACAUACGUC
This is a messenger RNA of Magallana angulata, 969 nucleotides long. RefSeq lists its product as uncharacterized. The coding region runs from base 295 to 954 and encodes 219 amino acids. NCBI's taxonomy places the organism in Eukaryota, Metazoa, Mollusca, Bivalvia, Ostreida, Ostreidae. The transcript has 3 exons. The record is from RefSeq and is a predicted model, not a curated record.